Vombatus ursinus (common wombat) is the source of this 4238-nucleotide messenger RNA. It is a transcript of the gene SECISBP2L, whose product is annotated as SECIS binding protein 2 like. The record is from RefSeq and is a predicted model, not a curated record. Gene Ontology annotation, cellular component: ribonucleoprotein complex. The transcript is spliced from 18 exons. Lineage: Eukaryota; Metazoa; Chordata; Mammalia; Diprotodontia; Vombatidae. Gene Ontology annotation, molecular function: mRNA 3'-UTR binding; ribonucleoprotein complex binding; selenocysteine insertion sequence binding. The coding region runs from base 146 to 3445 and encodes 1099 amino acids. Gene Ontology annotation, biological process: selenocysteine incorporation.
GUAGCCGGACUCUGUGUCUGGGCUAGAGCGAGAGGGACGGGAGGGCCCGAAUCGCUGUCACGUCCCGGGCGGGGGCCAUGGGGGAAGCGGCCCUGGGCGUUCUCGACGCUGACUGAGAGCGGCUCCCGCUACCGCAGGAGGCGCCAUGGACCGAGCCGCCGCAGCCGGGGACCAGAAUGUCAAGCUGUCUGCCGAAGUAGAGCCAUUUGUUCCUCAGAAAAAGACUCCUGAUACACUUAUGAUCCCAAUGGCACUUCCAGGUGACAGUGGAAGUGUGGGUGGAGUGGAACCAGCUCCAAUUCCCAGCUACCUGAUAACUUGUUAUCCCUUUGUGCAGGAAAACCAGUCUAAUAGACAGUUUCCACUAUAUAACAAUGACCUACGAUGGCAGCAACCAAAUCCAAAUCCUCCAGGGCCAUACCUUGCUUAUCCCAUUAUAUCUGCUCAGCCACCUGUUUCUACAGAAUAUACAUACUACCAGUUGAUGCCAGCUCCAUGUGCCCAAGUUAUGGGAUUUUAUCAUCCUUUUCCUACACCUUACUCGAGCACCUUUCCAGCAGCAAAUACUUUAAAUACUAUUCCCACAGAAUGCACAGACCGUCCAAAUCAACUUGGACAAGUCUUUCCACUGUCCAGCCACAGAAGUAGAAGUAGUAACAGAGGUCCUGUUGUGCAGAAACAGCAGCAGCUUUUACAGCAACAUGUAAAAAGUAAAAGGCCACCAGUAAAAAGUGUAGCUACUCAGAAAGAAACCAGUGCAGCAGGACCUGAUAAUCGGUCAAAAAUUGUGCUUCUGGUGGAUGCUGCCCAGCAAACAGAUUUCCCAUCAGACAUUGCUAAUAAGUCUCUUUCAGAGAGUACUUCUACAAUGCUCUGGAAAUCAAAAGGAAGAAGGAGAAGAUCAUCCCACCCUACAGCAGAAUCCUCUAGUGAGCAAGGAGCUAGUGAAGCUGACAUUGACAGCGACAGUGGUUACUGCAGUCCCAAACACAGCAACAAUCAGGCUACAGCGAUGACUUCCAGAAAUACUGAUUCUGGUACAAUUAAUCUUGUGGAACCAUCAUUAUGUUCAGGUGGAACAAGUUGGUCCAAUGUAACUUCUCAGGCAACUCAGAAAAAACCUUGGAUGGAAAAAAAUCAGCUGUUUUCUAGAGGUGGAAGGCAAACUGAGCAAAGAAAUAACUCACAGGUUGGGUUCAGAUGCCGUGGACAUAGUACGUCCUCAGAAAGAAGACAAAGUUUGCAGAAGAGACAAGACAAUAAACCAUUAAGCGGCCAAUCUCACAGAGUAGAACCAACUCCUGACCCAUUAUAUUUUGAGGAUGAAGAUGAAUUUACAGAGCUGAAUGAGACUGCAAGUGCUAAAGAUGAGAACAUUCAACAAAAGAUUUCUGCAAAAGUCUUGGAUGACUUACCUGAAAAUUCACCAAUUAACAUAGUUCAGACUCCAAUUCCUAUUACAACCUCUGUACCUAAACGUGCAAAAAGUCAAAAGAAGAAGGCUUUAGCAGCAGCACUUGCCACAGCUCAGGAAUAUUCAGAGAUCAGUAUGGAGCAAAAAAAAAUACAGGAAGCUUUAUCAAAGGCAGCGGGCAAAAAGAGUAAGACUCCUGUGCAGCUUGAUUUAGGGGAUAUGUUAGCAGCUCUGGAAAAGCAACAGCAAGCAAUGAAAGCUCGGCAGAUCACAAACACCAGACCAUUGUCAUAUACAGUGGUCAGUGCUGUUCCUUUACAGUCUAAAGAUUCUGCCAACAGAAAGCCUUUAACCAAAAGUCAACCCUGUUUGGCACCUCUUAACCCUUUGGACACUACUUCCCCCAAAAUUAAAAGAGGAAAAGAGAAAGAAAUUGCAAAACUUAAACGACCCACAGCACUUAAAAAGGUUAUUCUGAAAGAGAGAGAGGAAAAGAAAGGGCGUUUCACUGUAGACCGUAGUCUUCUGGGAUCUGAGGAGCCAAUAGAGAUGCCUUUAGAUUUUAUUGAUGAUUUGCCACAGGAGAUUGCCUCCCAGGAAGAUACUGGACUAAGUAUGCCUAGUGAUACUUCACUCUCUCCAGCAAGUCAGAAUUCUCCAUACUGCAUGACACCUGUGUCUCAGGGCUCUCCUGCCAGCUCAGGGAUAGGCAGUCCAAUGGCAUCUUCAGCAAUUACCAAAAUCCACAGCAAAAGAUUUAGAGAGUACUGUAAUCAGGUUCUCUGUAAAGAAAUUGAUGAAUGUGUGACUCUGCUUCUUCAAGAGCUUGUUAGUUUUCAGGAGCGCAUUUACCAAAAGGAUCCUGUAAGAGCAAAAGCAAGAAGACGUCUAGUUAUGGGCCUUCGGGAGGUUACCAAGCAUAUGAAGUUAAACAAGAUCAAGUGUGUUAUUAUUUCUCCCAAUUGUGAAAAAAUACAGUCAAAAGGUGGCCUAGAUGAGGCACUUUAUAAUGUUAUAGCUAUGGCACGGGAACAAGAAAUCCCUUUUGUCUUUGCACUUGGACGGAAAGCUCUAGGCCGCUGUGUAAACAAGCUGGUGCCUGUCAGUGUUGUCGGGAUAUUCAACUACUCUGGUGCUGAGAGCUUGUUUAAUAAGUUGGUAGAACUGACUGAGGAAGCCAGGAAAGCUUAUAAAGACAUGGUGGCUGCAAUGGAACAAGAACAGGCUGAGGAAGCCUUGAAGAAUGUUAAGAAGGUACCCCACCACAUGGGCCAUUCCCGGAAUCCCUCUGCAGCAAGUGCAAUUUCUUUUUGCAGUGUUAUUUCUGAACCCAUCUCUGAAGUAAAUGAAAAGGAAUAUGAAACAAAUUGGAGAAACAUGGUGGAAACCUCAGAUGGACUGGAAACAUCCGAAAAUGAGAGAGAUGCUUCAUAUAAAGUCAUUGCACCUGAAACAUCCAAUAAAGUUCCAAAUGACAAGGUUCCUGUUAAUAAGCAGCUACCCUCAGUGACUACCAGCAGCACUGCCUCAACUAUAAACCCUGGGAAAUGUACAGUGAGUGACAAAGAAGAAGUGAAACCAGAUGACCUAGAGUGGGCAUCACAGCAGAGUACAGAGACAGGGUCUUUGGAUGGGAGCUGUCGAGAUAUUUUGAAUUCUUCUAUCACCAGCACCACAAGUACUCUUGUACCGGGGAUGCUUGAGGAAGAAGAGGAUGAAGAUGAUGAUGAUGAUGAAGAUUACCCCCAUGAACCCAUAUCUGUAGAAGUGCAGCUCAACAGUAGAAUUGAAUCAUGGGUCUCAGAAACCCAGAGAACUAUGGAAACCCUUCAGCUUGGGAAAACCCUUAAUGGAGCAGAGGAAGAUAAUAUAGAACAAAGCGGAGAAGAGGAAAUAGAGAUUCCGGAGCAGACAGAUCCAGUAACUGAGAGUGAGGAAUGGACAGCUGAUAAACACGCAAGCAGUGUCCAAGAGAAAUCUAACAGCUGCAGUUCUCUUAAUAAAGAGCAUUCUGAUUCUAUUACAACAUAAAAAUGCAUAACUCAGGAAAUUAAAAGAAAAACAUGUAUAUAUAUAUGUAUAUAUACAUAAAAUUAACUGUAAGGGUUGCAGCCAUUACCUUUUAUGCUUCAUCUCAACAUUUUGCACUGUUAAAUGUUUAAUAAGUGUAUUUAAUUCCCAACAGAAAUAUUUUUGUAGUUGUCUUUGUUACUUGUUUCAUUAUGAUCUGUAGCUUAGCUUUUAAUUAACAUCAAAAUGUAUUUCUAAGAGCUAUCUAUGAAAAUUUUGGCAGAUAAGUUCUAGCUUUUUCUGUAAUAGAAACUAAUGUUAAAAGAUAAGUUUUAAGGGAAAUAAUUUUAAAAUGCCUACUUAGGCUCAUAUUUUGAAAGCAGAAGAUACAAGUUUUAAGAUCAACAACAGCUUACCGGCAUUUUCAUUCAGAGUAUCCCACUGUAAUUUUAAUUUCUCUGCCCAUGUUGUUCUAAUGAAAGCAAUGGGAGGGAACUUUUCUGGCUGCUAUAAAAAAAGUGGGGAUAAUGCAUCAAAAAGAAAACAACCCACCUCAUUGAAAGGAAAAGGGUGACUGAUACCAGAAAUGUUUCAUGAUAAGUUUGAAGAAGCUGUUAUUUGGCCUUUGGAAGCAUAUUUCAAAGGCUAUUCAUCUAUAUAGAAAGAUGCAGAUUGUAAUGAAAUAAAAUAAUACCUCUAGAACUUUUAUGAUAGAGGAGGAAACUUAAACCUUGGUGACCAGUGAUGGUCUGUGCUUGUCACAGCUAAUACUAAUUUUCUACAAUUAUGGUAAAGUAAACCAUGAUCACCCUCA